Botrytis byssoidea is the source of this 1182-nucleotide messenger RNA. RefSeq lists its product as uncharacterized. The transcript has 2 exons. The record is from RefSeq and is a predicted model, not a curated record. Bases 1 to 1182 code for a protein of 393 amino acids. Gene Ontology annotation, cellular component: mitochondrion; ribosome. Gene Ontology annotation, molecular function: structural constituent of ribosome; RNA binding. NCBI's taxonomy places the organism in Eukaryota, Fungi, Ascomycota, Leotiomycetes, Helotiales, Sclerotiniaceae. Gene Ontology annotation, biological process: translation.
AUGCAAAAAGUCAUUCGGCGUACAAUCCUCGCCGAAAAGCAAGCCGCCCGCCGGCUUGCAAGGAGGCAGCGCAAAAAUGAGCUCGACGCUUUUGCCCUUCGGCAGGAUAGGAUGAAGCAAUGGGGUGCGGAAAAUCUAAGAAGGAUGAAGGAAAAUAAGGUGGUGCGAAGGGAGGAUUGGGAAUUGAAUGAGUUGGCUCCAAAGAGGGAUGUGGGCUCGCAGGCUGAGACAUAUGGAGCCAUUCAGGCUCACUUCACUGAGGUUCCGGUUGCGAGGAGGAAAGAGAUAUUGGAGAUAUUGGAUUUAUGGGGAGGGAAGAAACAUCUGAAUAUUACGGCGGGGGAUAGAGUUGUUGUGAUUUCAGGGCGGGACAAGGGAAAGAUUGGGAAGGUAGAAAAGGUUGACAUGCAGAGGGCGGAAGUUACAUGUGAUGGAUUGAAUAUGAUCGAUAUAGCAGUACCAAAAUGGAUGUUAUCAGACUCCGAGCAAGAUCGUCGUCCCACCCGCUCCGUCCCUCAAGGCAUUUCCCUGAAAAACGUCAAACUAGUAUUCCCAUACACAGAUCCUGUGACCGGCCUGACGCGCGACGUCAUUGCCAAAAAGCUCGCCCACCACAAAAUGUUUCGAGAUCGUCACGCCCAAACUGUUAAAUGGCAGCGCAUAAUCCCCGGUGCCGGUGACCGGCCUAAUAUUAUAAUUCCAUGGCCUAAAGUCGAACCCCGAGAAAAGAAAGACUAUGAUUGCGAUACCCUGCGAAUGGAAGUUGAAGAAAAGACAUUUGUACCCACCCUCAUCACGCCACCAAUGCCAGGGAGUGUGAUUGAUGAGUUGAGAAAUAAAUAUUCUAUAUUCAGGACGAGACACGAUCCCGAAUACAUCGAGAGAAAAUUGGAGGAAGAUAGACAAAACGAAGCGAAGAAGAAGACAAUUGCAUCAAUGAGGACGCCAUUGAAGGAGAUUAAUAAGAGAGAAAGAGAAUUACGAAAAGCCAAGGGCAAGGGUAAACUUACCAGAGGCAUGUUAUUGAAGAUUGGACAGGUAAUCUCAAGGAGGAGAGGAUCGAUCAUGAGACAGGUGGGUGUCAGCACGGAUGAAGAGGCUGGAGUUACAGAAGCUGGAGAAGUCGAGAACACUUCUACACCUACAUCUACACCUACAGAGCCAGUGCUAGUGGCUGCUUGA